AUGGCCUCACCUCCCCGCGCGUUGUGCUUGCCGGCCGCAUCCUGGCCGUGCCCGUCGUUGCUAGCCGGCGCUGUCCACGCGCGCGACGCCGCGCCCGGUGCUGCUCACUGCUCCACGCGCGCGACGCCGCGCCCGGCGCUGCUCACUGCUCCACGCGUCGCCGCCUGUUGCAGCUCCGCCCGCGCCUGCCCACCUCCUCCUCUCAACACUGGCGGCCGCACUCACCCGGCUCCGUCGCCCCAUGGCCCCGUGCCUCGCCGCGCCUCGGCGCGCCUCGCCUCCGCCCGUGGCCGAGCCACCGCGUCCGCCCGCGCGCCACUGGUCGCACCGGCGCCAUCACUUGCCGUCCCGCUCCGCCGUGGCCUCGUCGGCGCCGCGCCGGUGCCCGCUCCGCGUCCCCUCGAUUCGGGCGGUUACGCUCGCCCAGAUGCGCCCCUGCGCCCGCUAACCCGCAUCGGCCUCCUGGCCCUAUGA
This is a messenger RNA of Aegilops tauschii subsp. strangulata, 474 nucleotides long. The record is from RefSeq and is a predicted model, not a curated record. Lineage: Eukaryota; Viridiplantae; Streptophyta; Magnoliopsida; Poales; Poaceae.